CACUACUCCGUGCUAUUACUGUCUUGACAAUCAUUUUGCGUCGAUCUUCCCAGUAUGGUGGCAAGUACUAUUCAGGAGGGAACAGCUCCGUUCCAUUAUUAUAGUCUUCCCCAGCCUGCCCAAACGUGGUACCGAGUCUAUGGCGACAUCAAGGCAGGCACACCAUUAGUAGUUCUGCAUGGCGGCCCGGGCUUUUGCCACAACUACAUGCUGCCCCUGGCUGCACUGGCUUCCGAUCGUGCCGUGAUUUUCUAUGAUCAGAUCGGAAAUGGAUUGUCCUCCCACUAUCCGGAGAAACGCGGCGAUCAGGGGUUUUGGACGGUCGACCUAUUCAUCGCGGAGUUGGAAAACCUGCUUCAGCAUCUGGGAAUUGCUGGCCAGUUUGAUCUGCUGGGUCAUUCCUGGGGCGGGAUGAUGGGGAUGGAUUUCGCCGCUCGUCAGCCGGCUGGACUGCGCCGUCUGAUCCUAUCAAACUCUCCGGCCUCGGUCGCAGUGUGGCUUGAAUCGGUCAACCGACUCCGCGCUACCCUACCCCAAGAGAUUCAAGACACGCUGCAAAAAUGUGAAGCAGAAGGACGGCUCGAUUCUAAGGAAUAUGAAAAUGCAACGGUGGAGUUCUUAUCCCGAUUCUGUUGCCGGACGCAGCCAUGGCCCGAGGAGCUUAUGCAAAGUCUCGUCUGGACCACGGAGAAGGAUUCUACCGUCGCUGCCAGCAUGCUCGGUCCCUCCGAAUUCUGGGUCGAAGGGUCUCUUAAGAAUUGGAGCGCACUGGACCACAUUCAUCGGAUCCAAGUUCCCACUUUGGUGAUCAAUGGUAAAUAUGAUGAAGCGCAGGACAGCGCCGUGGAACCGCUCUUCUGGGGUAUUGAUAAGGUGAAGUGGAUCACCUUGUCGGAGGGUUCGCACUGCCCGCAGUUCGACGACCGCGAGAAGUACCUGCAGGUUGUUGACGAAUUCUUGGGCCGCGCAUAGUGUUGGGGGGUGUUUCUUCGAGAGGGUCGCCUAUCGAUUUUUAGUUUUGAGCUACAAGGGGCCUGAAGAAAGUCCGUGCCGUUAGUUUCAGUUGGUUGCAGGAAACCAACCGACUAGUAUGAGAUGGUUG
Molecule: messenger RNA, 1102 nt
Organism: Aspergillus costaricaensis CBS 115574
Lineage: Eukaryota; Fungi; Ascomycota; Eurotiomycetes; Eurotiales; Aspergillaceae
Product: proline-specific peptidase
Exons: 2
Coding region: 55-972 (305 amino acids)
Biological process (GO): proteolysis
Molecular function (GO): peptidase activity
Source: RefSeq, a predicted model, not a curated record